Molecule: messenger RNA, 3484 nt
Organism: Gorilla gorilla gorilla (western lowland gorilla)
Lineage: Eukaryota; Metazoa; Chordata; Mammalia; Primates; Hominidae
Gene: ZXDC
Product: ZXD family zinc finger C
Exons: 10
Coding region: 136-2709 (857 amino acids)
Biological process (GO): regulation of transcription by RNA polymerase II
Cellular component (GO): nucleus
Molecular function (GO): transcription coregulator activity
Source: RefSeq, a predicted model, not a curated record
CGCACGCGCGGUUCCGAGCCGGACUCUACGCCGGGUCUUGGCGCGGAUCGCGUCCCGGGGCGGCGCACGCACACCUGGGCGGGGCGCGGGCCGCUCUGCUUCCGAAGCGGCUCCGACGCCGUCGCUGGGACCAAGAUGGACCUCCCGGCGCUGCUCCCCGCCCCGACUGCGCGCGGAGGGCAACAUGGCGGCGGCCCCGGCCCGCUCCGCCGAGCCCCAGCGCCGCUCGGCGCGAGCCCCGCGCGCCGCCGCCUGCUACUGGUGCGGGGCCCUGAAGAUGGCGGGCCUGGGGCGCGGCCCGGGGAGGCCUCCGGGCCAAGCCCGCCGCCCGCCGAGGACGACAGCGACGGCGACUCUUUCUUGGUGCUGCUGGAAGUGCCGCACGGCGGCGCUGCCGCCGAGGCUGCCGGAACACAGGAGGCCGAGCCUGGCUCCCGUGUCAACUUGGCAAGCCGCCCCGAGCAGGGCCCCCGCGGCCCGGCCGCCGCCCCCGGCCCUGGCGUAGCCUCGGCGGGCGCCGUCACCAUCAGCAGCCAGGACCUGCUGGUGCGCCUCGACCGCGGCGUCCUCGCGCUGUCUGCGCCGCCCGACCCCGCAACCGCGGGCGCCGCCGCUCCCCGCCGCGCGCCCCAGGCCUCCGGCCCCAGCACGCCCGGCUACCGCUGCCCCGAGCCGCAGUGCGCGCUGGCCUUCGCUAAGAAGCACCAGCUCAAGGUGCACCUGCUCACGCACGGCGGCGGUCAGGGCCGGCGGCCCUUCAAGUGCCCGCUGGAGGGCUGUGGCUGGGCCUUCACAACGUCCUACAAGCUCAAGCGGCACCUGCAGUCGCACGACAAGCUGCGUCCCUUCGGCUGUCCAGUGGGCGGCUGUGGCAAGAAGUUCACUACGGUCUAUAACCUCAAGGCGCACAUGAAGGGCCACGAGCAGGAGAGCCUGUUCAAGUGCGAGGUGUGCGCCGAGCGCUUCCCCACGCACGCCAAGCUCAGCUCCCACCAGCGCAGCCACUUCGAGCCCGAGCGCCCUUACAAGUGUGACUUUCCCGGCUGUGAGAAGACAUUUAUCACAGUGAGUGCCCUGUUUUCCCAUAACCGAGCCCACUUCAGGGAACAAGAGCUCUUUUCCUGCUCCUUUCCUGGGUGCAGCAAGCAGUAUGAUAAAGCCUGUCGGCUGAAAAUUCACCUGCGGAGCCAUACAGGUGAAAGACCAUUUAUUUGUGACUCUGACAGCUGUGGCUGGACCUUCACCAGCAUGUCCAAACUUCUAAGGCACAGAAGGAAACAUGACGAUGACCGGAGGUUUACCUGCCCUGUCGAAGGCUGUGGGAAAUCAUUCACCAGAGCAGAGCAUCUGAAAGGCCACAGCAUAACCCACCUAGGCACAAAGCCGUUCGAGUGUCCUGUGGAAGGAUGUUGCGCGAGGUUCUCCGCUCGUAGCAGUCUGUACAUUCACUCUAAGAAACACGUGCAGGAUGUGGGUGCUCCGAAAAGCCGUUGCCCAGUCUCUACCUGCAACAGACUCUUCACCUCCAAGCACAGCAUGAAGGCGCACAUGGUCAGACAGCACAGCCGGCGCCAAGAUCUCUUACCUCAGCUAGAAGCUCCGAGUUCUCUUACUCCCAGCAGUGAACUCAGCAGCCCAGGCCAAAGUGAGCUCACUAACAUGGAUCUUGCUGCACUCUUCUCUGACACACCUGCCAAUGCUAGUGGUUCUGCAGGUGGGUCGGACGAGGCUCUGAACUCCGGAAUCCUGACUAUUGAUGUCACUUCUGUGAGCUCCUCUCUGGGAGGGAACCUCCCUGCUAAUAAUAGCUCCCUAGGGCCUAUGGAACCCCUGGUUCUGGUGGCCCACAGUGAUAUUCCCCCAAGCCUGGACAGCCCUCUGGUUCUUGGGACAGCAGCCACGGUUCUGCAGCAGGGCAGCUUCAGUGUGGAUGACGUACAGACUGUGAGUGCAGGAGCAUUAGGCUGUCUGGUGGCUCUGCCCAUGAAGAACUUGAGUGACGAUCCACUGGCUUUGACCUCCAAUAGUAACUUAGCACAUAUCACCACACCGACCUCUUCGAGCACCCCCCGAGAAAAUGCCAGUGUCCCGGAACUGCUGGCUCCAAUCAAGGUGGAGCCGGACUCGCCUUCUCGCCCAGGAGCAGUUGGGCAGCAGGAAGGAAGCCAUGGGCUGCCCCAGUCCACGUUGUCCAGCCCAGCAGAGCGGCACGGUGCCCAGGACACAGAGCCCAGUGCAGGCACCGGCAACUUCUAUUUGGAAAGUGGGGGCUCAGCAAGAACUGAUUACCGAGCCAUUCAACUAGCCAAGGAAAAAAAGCAGAGAGGAGCGGGGAGCAAUGCAGGAGCCUCACAGUCUACUCAGAGAAAAAUAAAAGAAGGCAAAAUGAGUCCUCCCCAUUUCCAUGCAAGCCAGAGCAGUUGGUUGUGUGGGAGCCUCGUGGUGCCCAGCGGAGGACGGCCAGGACCAGCUCCAGCAGCUGGGGUGCAGUGCGGGGCGCAGGGCGUCCAGGUCCAGCUGGUGCAGGAUGACCCCUCCGGCGAAGGUGUCCUGCCCUCGGCCCGUGGCCCAGCCGCCUUCCUCCCCUUCCUCACUGUGGACCUGCCCGUCUACGUCCUCCAGGAGGUGCUCCCCUCAUCUGGAGGCCCUGCUGGACCGGAGGCCACCCAGUUCCCAGGAAGCACUAUCAACCUGCAGGAUCUGCAGUGACGGCAGCCUCGGCCUGGGCAGGCCCAAGGCCACGGUCUAGGACACACCUUCCCUGAGACUCAUGACAUGAGCCUGGGGAGACCUCAUUUGGUUUCCGUUCAGAAGACCAGCGUAGCCCUUUUGAGACUUUUGGGUACAUUUAUCAAAAAUGUCUUCCUUUUGUUUUACCAGGAAUGAGUUCGGGCUAUACUCUUUGAAACUGCCUUUGUGAGCAAAGUGCUUUGGCAAGGCAAGGGUCUCCCUCAGCAGGGCUAGGUGCACUACAGCCCCUUUCCCCGUGUCCCGUUGGAUCUGAGCUGUGUAGCACUUGUUGCAUUACAAAGAAAAAGACUUCUGCAGGAAAGAGGGUAGAGAACAGGCUGUCUAGUCAGAUGCAACUUGAUCUGUGGCAAAACCAAGUGUGGUCUUUCAGCUUCAGUGUGUUAGCAUCCCAGCACCUGGGAUGGGGUUUGUGGGCAAGUUGGUUUUGCCACACUGUAGGGCCCAGGUGGUCCCGUUGCCACCGUAAAGCCAAAUUCUAGCCCAAGUCUGGUAGAGCAGUCGGGCAGCUAGUUUCCGGGGGAGAAUGAUGUGGUGGGACAGAGGACCUCAGUGGCCUAUUAUGGAGCCCUCUUCCCAGACUAAAUUCAUAGCCGAGAGCUCGGGGGGGAUGGUAGAGUUAAAAUUUAAAAUAAUUUUCUAAAUUCUGUAUUUGGAUAUUAGUGUUUAAGUGGUAAUUUGGCAACAGUUUAUAAAGUGAUGUUCUGAAUACCAUAAAUUAUGUGUAGGACUGUGA